AUGCUAGGUGCCCCUUUGGAGGUUCCCUUCAUUACGCUGGAGGAUCUUUCUGAAAUUUUUGAAAUUUCAACUUGUGUUUUAAACGUUGAAGCGUUUGAUGAAGCUAUCAGUAAGUAUGCUUUGGAGAGUUGCCCCAAAUUUCUGCUUCGCAUAUGGAUAUUGACUUCGUUUGUCGGAUAUUCAAAAGACUCGUUUAACGACUCAACAUGGGUUUCUUUUCUUCUCGCCUUGGCCAAAAGAAUUGACCUGAAAGAAUUUUCCUUGGAAGAGUAUCUUGAUGCUUCAGAUACUAACUUCAAUGCCAACAAUCAGUUGGUCAUAUUCAGCAAUCCAUCUGUAUAUGCCAGCGCUGGAUUUUCUAGGAUGAAAAAUUUCCUAUUAACCUUUUACAAGGACGCACAAUCCCACUCCCUUGCGCUUGAAGAAAAGCUAAGCCAACUUCAAUUUUCCGAGUACAUUUCGGCGUCGCCAUUUCGUACCAUAAUAUCGGUUGCUCUUU
Mitosporidium daphniae is the source of this 499-nucleotide messenger RNA. RefSeq lists its product as uncharacterized. Lineage: Eukaryota; Fungi; Microsporidia. The transcript has a single exon. The record is from RefSeq and is a predicted model, not a curated record. The annotation marks the transcript as partial.